Molecule: messenger RNA, 8621 nt
Organism: Penicillium brasilianum
Lineage: Eukaryota; Fungi; Ascomycota; Eurotiomycetes; Eurotiales; Aspergillaceae
Source: the annotation of a GenBank genome assembly
CCCUAGCAUUUUCCAUCUAUCCGGUUCCUCAUCCGGAGCUCUUGAUCUUGAUUAUGUCGUAUAUCAGGGAAAUUUACUUUGCAAAAUGUCUAUUGUAUCCGCAAACAGCAUUCGGCCAGCAAGGAGCUAUCCUCGGGUUACCGGUACCUCUGACAUCCCGUGAGAGCAAUCAGGGUCCAGCCAUGAUUCCAGGGAAUGCGCCACCAUCGGACCCAUAGCUUGAGGUGGUCGACCCACAGACUUGAAAACAACAUCGUAGGUCUUAGCUUCAGCGCCGACUGCAGUAACCGUUCCACUGGCCAGACUCAGAUCGCCUGUUAUUCCGAUCGACCGGAGUGCUACCAAGGCAAAAGUACUGGAUGCGAUACCGUGGAAUGAUCUGCCCAACUCGAAAUUCCCAUAUCGUCACUAUAGCCUACCAUGGAAAACAGGGAACACAUGAAGAAAUCCAAGAAUUGGUUCUUCUGUGUGAUGAUGCCCUGAGACAUGAGAUCGCCCCACAAAGAUACAGCCGGAUGUCGCAUGUAUAAAUCAUGAUCCCCAAUAAUUUGCGCAGAUACUUGGGUUGUUUUUUCCUUCUUCUUUCUUCGUAAAGUUUCGAACCCCUGGCUAGCAUUGGGUUUGAAGAUGGAGAGCCCCAGUGGUGUGUAUCUCUUCGGAGACCAGACUGCAGAUUUCGAUUCAGGUCUUCGCCGCCUGCUGCAAGCCAAGAAUGACUCGCUGCUGAUAGCCUUCUUUCAGAAGUGCUAUCAUGCCUUACGCAAGGAAAUCAGCCAGCUGUCGCCAUCCCAGCGACAGAUGUUCCCGCGAUUCACAAGCAUUGUCGAUCUCCUGGCCAGAUAUAGAGAAUUUGGACCCAAUCCAGCUCUGGAGAGCGCGUUGACGACAAUCUAUCAACUGGGAUGCUUCAUCCACUAUUAUGGAGAUCUUGGACAUCAGUAUCCAUCAAAGUCCGAGAGUCUCAUAGUUGGCCUAUGCACAGGUCAACUGGCUUCUGCCGCUGUUAGCUCUUCCAAAACAGUUGGAGAGCUGAUCCCAGCCGGCGUUGAGACCGUUGUUCUGGCUCUCAGACUAGGAACUUGUGUCGUGAAAAUGCGUGAGCUUGUUGAGGAGAAUGGGCACUCACAAAGCUGGUCUGUCCUUGUUUCUGGCAUGCGUCAGGAAGAGGCUCAAAAGAUCAUUGAGAAUUUCGGUCGAGCAAAUGCUUUGCCUCGCGUUUCACUGCCAUAUAUUAGUGCUGUGAGCCCCAAUGGCCUGACUAUCAGUGGAGCACCCAGUGUUCUGGGGCAAUUCAUCGAAACCUCACUCCCAAAAGAGUCGAAGCCCGUGAGAGUUCCAAUCCACGGUCCGUACCAUGCCAUGCACCUCUACGAUGAGAGAGACAUUGGCCGCAUUCUGGAAUCUUGGCCCACGAAGAAGUUCGCGAACUAUGUCCCACUAAUCCCUGUGCUAUCGAGUGCGAGUGGCAAACCGUUCAAUGCCAAGAGCCUCGAAGAUCUUCUGAGGCUGUCGCUUGAGGAAAUCUUACUCCGUCAACUUUGCUGGGACAAGGUUAUUGACUCGUGUGCAUCUGCUUUGAAGCCGGCCACCUCAACAUGCACGUUGUAUCCCAUCUCAAGCACCGCAACUCAAAGCCUUUACGGCUCACUGAAGAAGAUCGGAAUAUCAAAUCUAGAGCUCGACAGCACUAUUGGUGACGUGAAGAAGAAUCCCGAGACUCCCAACAGCACCGGUCGUGCCGAUCAGUCUAAGAUUGCGAUUAUUGGUUUGUCCGGAAGAUUUCCCGAAGCUCCAGACACUGAAGCGUUCUGGGAUCUCUUGUACAAGGGACUCGAUGUUCACCGUGAAGUGCCUCCGGAGCGUUGGGAUGUCAAGGCCCACGUCGAUAUGGAAGGAGAUACGAGGAACACGAGCAAAGUUCAAUACGGAUGCUGGAUUAAUGAGCCAGGCCUGUUUGAUCCUCGUUUCUUCAACAUGUCUCCGCGUGAGGCACUCCAAGCCGACCCGGCUCAGCGCCUUGCGCUCCUCACCGCUUAUGAGGCCUUCGAAAUGGCUGGCUUUAUUCCUGACAGCACCCCGUCUACGCAGAAGAACAGAGUUGGUGUUUUCUAUGGAAUGACCAGUGAUGACUAUCGUGAAAUCAACAGUGGACAGGACAUUGAUACCUAUUUCAUUCCUGGCGGUAACCGUGCUUUCACUCCUGGUCGAAUCAACUAUUACUUCAAGUUUAGCGGACCCAGUGUCAGUGUUGAUACCGCUUGCUCUUCAAGUCUGGCUGCAAUUCACGUGGCGUGCAACUCACUUUGGCGAAAUGAAUGUGACUCUGCUGUCGCCGGCGGUGUCAAUAUUCUGACCAACCCCGACAAUCACGCUGGACUCGAUCGCGGUCACUUCCUUUCGCGCACUGGAAAUUGCAACACUUUCGACGAUGGUGCCAAUGGAUACUGCCGAGCAGAUGGCAUUGGUUCUAUUGUCUUGAAGAGACUGGAGGACGCCCAAGCUGACAAUGAUCCCAUCUACGGCGUUAUCUCCGGGGCCUAUACCAAUCACUCCGCCGAAGCAGUUUCUAUCACCCGGCCCCAUGCCGGCGCUCAAGCAUUCAUCUUUGACAAGCUUCUCAACGAAAAUGACUAUGACCCUAAGGAAGUCAGCUAUAUUGAGAUGCACGGUACUGGAACCCAGGCCGGUGAUGCUGUCGAAAUGCAAUCUGUUCUGGACGUCUUUGCUCCAGAUUAUCGCCGCGGGCCAAACCAGUCGCUUCACCUUGGUUCCGCCAAGUCGAACAUUGGCCACGGAGAAUCUGCUUCGGGUGUUACAGCCUUACUGAAGGUGUUGAUGAUGAUGCAAAAGAAUAUGAUCCCUCCCCACUGUGGCAUCAAAUCCAAGAUCAAUCACAACUUCCCCACCGAUCUUGCACAGCGCAACGUCCAUAUCGCUCUUAAGCCAACUACUUGGAACCGACCGGAUGGUGGUAAGCGCAAGACCUUUAUCAACAACUUCUCAGCCGCCGGUGGAAACACGGCACUGUUGAUGGAAGAUGGACCCCUGCGUGAACGCACUGGCAAGGACCCCCGAACCGUCCACCCGGUGGCCAUCUCUGCGCGAUCUAAGUCUGCCCUAAAGAACAACAUUGCCAACCUUAUUCAAUACCUUGACAAGAACAAAAACUUGUUCAACGUUAACGAGUCACAUCUUCUCGGUGAUUUAUCCUACACCACCACGGCGCGACGAAUCCACCACCCAUUCCGAGUCACUGCCACCGGCUCUACCCUAGAGGAGAUCCGCAGUGCAUUGAACUCGAGUGCAAGCGGUGACAGCUUUUCUCCGGUCCCUGCAGUUGCGCCUGGAAUUGGUUUCGUCUACACAGGUCAAGGCGCUCAGUACACUGGAAUGGGCAAGGAACUGUUUGAAAACAAUUCACAAUUCCGUGCCAACAUUGAGCGCUUGGACCGUAUUGGCCGGAGCCAGGGCUUCCCGUCCAUUAUGCCUUUGAUUGAUGGAAGUGUGCCUAUUGAGGAAUUGAGCCCUGUUGUCACCCAAUUGGGGACCACUUGCCUGCAAAUGGCUCUCACAAAGUUCUGGGUCUCCUUGGGCGUGACUCCUACAUUUGUUCUGGGUCACAGCCUGGGCGAAUAUGCUGCACUGAAUGCUUCUGGUAUUCUUACAACCAGUGAUACGAUCUACCUCGCUGGUCGUCGCGCCCAGCUGCUGGUGGAGCAAUGCAAGGUGGGAACCCACGCCAUGUUGGCUGUGAAGUCGUCUGUCGCGCAGGUCAAACAAUUCCUUGAUGACGAUACUGCAGAGGUAGCCUGUAUCAAUGCACCCGGUGAGACUGUGAUCAGUGGGGCCAUUGAGACGAUCGACCAACUUGCAGAGAAGCUUUCCAAGGAAGGCUUCAAGGCCACCAAGCUUAAGGUUCCUUUCGCUUUCCACUCUGCCCAAGUCGAACCCAUCCUCCAAGGCCUUGCAGGGAUUGCCAAGGGAGUAACUUUCCAUGAACCCACCAUCCCGUUCGUCUCUGCCCUUUUGGGUGAUGUCAUCGAUGGGGCAAACCUUGAAGUCAUGGGUCCUAGUUACUUGACUCGUCACUGCCGGGAGACUGUCAACUUCCUUGCUGCCCUGGAAGCCACCCGUCAUGCUAAGCUCAUGAAUGACAAAACACUAUGGCUUGAGAUUGGCUCGCACCCAGUCUGCUCUGGAAUGGUCAAGUCGACCUUCGGGCCUCAGGCGACGACAGUCACCUCUCUUCGUCGCCAGGAAGAUACUUGGAAGGUCCUGUCGAACAGUCUUUCGGCUCUUUAUCUCUCAGGCAUUGAUCUCAAUUGGAAGGAAUAUCAUCAAGAUUUCAGCACGGCGCACGAAGUCCUUGCUUUACCUGCGUACAAGUGGGAUCUCAAGAACUAUUGGAUCCCGUACACCAACAACUUCUGUCUGCUUAAGGGUGCUCCAGCCACACCUGCGGCUGAGGCUGCACCAGUCACGACCUUCCUGACUUCCUCUUGCCAAAAGGUUCUGGAGACUAGCGGCGAUCGGACGUCGGCGACUGUUACGAUUGAGAACGACAUAGCGGACCCAGAGUUGAACCGUGUCAUUCAAGGUCACAAGGUCAAUGGGGCCGCGCUCUGCCCAUCAUCUCUCUAUGCAGAUAUUGCCCAGACGUUGGGAGAAUUCCUUGUGGAGAAGUACAAGUCUGAAUGGAAAGAUCGUGGCUUCAACGUAUGUGAUGUGGUGGUUCCCAAGCCUCUCAUUGCCAGGGGGGGCAAGCAGCUGUUCCGCGUCUCUGCUACUGCCAAUUGGCCUGAAGAGAGCGCCAAAAUGCAGGUGUGGUCUGUCACCCCGGAGGGCAAGAAGAUUCUCGACCACGCAUCCUGCACAAUCAAGUUCUUCGACACAAGUGUCGCUGAACUCGAGUGGAAGCGGAGCGCCUACCUCAUCAAGAGGAGCAUUGAGCAUCUCAAAGAGAGCACAGAGACUGGUCAGGCUCACCGGAUGAAGCGUGGCAUGGUCUAUAAGCUGUUCAGUGCCCUGGUCGAGUAUGACGAAAACUACAAGUCCAUUCAGGAAGUCAUCCUCGAUAGCGAUCAGCACGAGGCUACUGCAUUGGUUAAGUUCCAGGCGCCGCCUGGUAACUACCACCGCAACCCCUUCUGGAUCGACAGUAUCGGUCACUUGUCCGGUUUCAUUAUGAACGCAAGCGAUGCGACUGAUUCUAAGAACCUAGUCUACGUCAACCAUGGGUGGGACUCUAUGCGCUGCUUGAAGAAAUUUGAUCCCAACGUCACCUAUCGCACAUAUGUGCGUAUGCAGCCCUGGCAAAAUUCAAUCUACGCUGGUGAUGUAUAUCUCUUCGACGGAGAUGAUAUUGUGGCCGUUUACGGGGGUGUACAGUUCCAAGCCUUGUCUAGAAAGAUUCUUGACACUGCUCUUCCUCCUGCCGGUGGCUCUGCCCCUAAGCCUGCUGCUGCUUCUAAGCCCAAACCUGCUCCCAUUGAUGUGGAAAAGUCGCAGGCUCCUAGGCCUAAGAAGUCUGUGGUGUCACCAAAGUCUGCAGGACCUAGUAUCGUCACGAAGGCUCUUGCUGUUCUAGCCGAGGAAGUUGGACUUUCAACGAGUGAAAUGACUGACGACCUCAACUUCGCUGAUUAUGGAGUGGACUCUUUGCUUUCCUUGACUGUUACUGGUCGCUACCGUGAAGAGAUGGGCCUUGACUUGGACUCCAACGUUUUUGUGGAUCAACCCACGAUCAAGGACUUCAAGCAGCUGCUGGUACAGAUGAGUCCCCAGGAUAGCAGCAAUGAUGGAUCAAGCAGCGAGCCGGAUCUGUCGUCUUCGGCUUCGUCAACUGAUCUCUCGACUCCAAACUCGAGCGGUCUGCCUACGCCUGCCAAUGAGAAGUCCAUGACGCUCGGACAAAAUGAGACCAUGAAGCAAAUCUGCGCCAUUCUGACAGAGGAGAUUGGCAUUGAACCUGAAGAGCUUCGGGGUGACGCUAAUCUUGCCGAGAUGGGUCUGGACUCUUUGAUGUCACUUACCGUGCUUGGCAAGAUUCGUGAGACUCUGGAUCUCGAGCUCUCUGGAGAAUUUUUCAUUGAGAACCAGACACUCGAUGAAGUUGAGGUUGCGCUAGACUUGAAGCCCAAGGCUGUACCCUCUGAGCCUAUCAGAUUGCCCGAGGAGAUUCAUGUUCAAGCCCCUAAGAUUGCUCGCAGCUUGAUCCAACACCCACAGGCAACCUCGAUCCUCCUGCAAGGAAAUCCCAAGACUGCGACUCAAAAGCUGUUCUUGUUUCCCGAUGGUUCUGGAUCAGCCACCUCCUAUGCAACGAUUCCCGGUAUCUCCCCUGAUGUUUGCGUCUACGGGUUGAAUUGUCCGUACAUGCGUACUCCCGAAAAGCUCAACUUCAGCCUUGACGAACUCACAUAUCCAUACGUGGCUGAGAUCAGGCGCCGGCAACCAACUGGUCCAUACAACUUCGGUGGCUGGUCUGCUGGUGGUAUCUGUGCCUAUGAUGCUGCACGGCACCUCAUCUUCGAGGAAGGUGAGCGAGUUGAGCGGCUGCUCCUUCUCGAUUCUCCGUUCCCAAUUGGCCUUGAGAAGCUUCCUCGUCGCCUGUACAGAUUCUUCGACUCUAUUGGUCUCUUUGGCGAGGGCAAGGCUCCUCCUCCAAAGUGGCUUCUCCCUCACUUCCUGGCCUUUAUUGACUCAUUGGAUGCCUAUAAGGCAUCCCCAUUCCCAUUCGAUGAGACCAAGCAUGCCGGAAAGAUUCCCAAGACCUUCCUGGUCUGGGCCAAGGACGGAGUUUGCAACCAGCCGAAUGACCCGCGCCCUGAACCUGCCGAGGAUGGAAGCCCCGACCCUCGGGAGAUGCAGUGGUUGCUGAACAACCGUACCAACCUUGGUCCCAAUGGAUGGGAUACACUUGUUGGUCCCAAGAAUGUCGGUGGCAUCACUGUCAUGGAGGGGGCUAACCACUUCACCAUGACUCGUGGUGAGAAGGCGAAGGAACUGGCAGCAUUCAUUGCGGGUGCCAUGAACUCUUCUUGAACAAAUUGCAUUCAUAGUCAAGUUCAUUUUUUUGGUUUUAUCAUUUGAUGCUUGAAGUUGGCUAACGGCGUACGGUUGUUUCCAUUCUUUUCCUCUGUUGGUUGAUGAUACUUCUAAUCUUCUCUUCUUGUUUGUUUUAUUAUCAUACAAAUAAUUCCGUGUAAUAGCUCAUCCAUAGGAUAUAAUUCAAUUUCUAAAUAUGACAGAUUGUUCUCAGAAAUAUGGAUGUGAUUCAACACAGCGGAUAAUGUGGAGGGACAUUACGAACCUACCUGAAUCUUUGGGCGACAAUUUUGUUAGAAUGACGAUAUAAACGUCAUAGAUAGCCAUUUCUAGCGAGUAUCGGUUCCAAUACGCGAUGGUAGAGAACGGUAGCAUUAGAAGGCGGGUUGCAGUGCUCCUUGACCCACGGCUUCAUGGAUAGAUACCAUUUGACCGAAAUUUACCAUAUCUCCAUCUCACGAAUAGCGUUGGACAUUCUCCAUGUGCCAAGGCUGCAAGUACUUGCACAUGCAGAUAAGAAGUAUGUAUUGAAAUUGACAAGCGCAAGUCUGAAUUGCGAUUUACCGAUUGACGCUUUGUAACUCCUCUCUAAAAUGCAAAAGGCUAAAUACUUGGGCCGAGACGGAAUGGAUAUCAUCAGAAAGGCAUCUCGGAACUAAACCGUAGGGCACUGCCCCGGCCAGCAAGACCGUUACCGUUGCCAUUAUGGCCGACGCCCGGGCUCGUUGGACGGCUACUGGCAGCCCACUUCGGACUCCGCGGCUGUGUGCUUGUCGAACGCGUGGAUGGGCGAUUCUUACGGAUCUCCCGCAGUUCAUCUUCCUUCUUUCGUAGCAAAUCGUCCCGCGAAGCGAGAAUCAACUCUAGCUCGUUGAUUCGGGCAAGGUGACGAACCGCGUCGUUCUUGAUGUUCAUUUCCCGAAGUUGAACAAUGUUACCUUGCACCUUGCGAGUUAGAGCCUCAUUUUCGUGACGAACUUGACGAAGCUCAUUUCCUGCUUGUGCGGCCACUGUGGAGGCGGUCUGAUAUUGCUCGCGAGUGUACUCCGCUUGAUUCUUCUCGUACUCAGCCUUACGCUCGAGACUUGCUUUCUCGCUGGUAAGACGGCGAAUCUCUUCCCGAGCUGUCUCCAGUUCUGCCAGAGAGCCACCACCAUUCUUGAGCUCCUGUCGCGCUCCCUCGAGCUCGGCCUUUAACUGUGAGCGCUCCUCUUUCAGUUUGAAUAAGUCCUCCCUUUGCUUCUCGAUUCGUUGCUCCAUGGAUGCCUUGCCCUCUGAUAGGCGACCGCGCUCUUGACGAGUCAGGUGUAAUUCCUUGGUUCGGGCUUCGUAGCGGUGUUGGAGGACACCCAACGCAGUCUCAAAUUCUUGCAAGCGAGCCCGGGUCUGCAAAAGCUCUCUCUGGAGUUGCUGCUUCUCUGUGUCGUGGGUGGCCUUCAUUUGGAUGAGACUUCUCUCCAACGAUGCCAGAUCCCGAUCCAGAGUUUGACUGGGUGGCUUCGUAGAUUGAGUCAUUUGGCUGGUAUCUUGAGUAUUAACCCGUGCGCGUUUUGAUAUGUAGUCUUCGUUUUCCU